Odobenus rosmarus divergens (Pacific walrus) is the source of this 674-nucleotide messenger RNA. RefSeq names its product V-type proton ATPase subunit G 1-like. The record is from RefSeq and is a predicted model, not a curated record. Bases 6 to 443 code for a protein of 145 amino acids. Lineage: Eukaryota; Metazoa; Chordata; Mammalia; Carnivora; Odobenidae. The transcript has a single exon.
CCGCCAUGGCCAGCCAGUCGCAGGGCAUUCAGCAGCUGCUGCAGGCCGAGAAGCGGGCCGCCGAGAAAGUGUCGGAGGCCCGCAAGCGAAAGAACCGGAGGCUGAAGCAGGCCAAAGAAGCAGCUCAGGCUGAAAUUGAACAAUACCGUCUGCAAAGAGAGAAGGAGUUCAAGGCCAAGGAAGCUGCGGCUCUGGGAUCCCAUGGCAGCUGCAGCACCGAAGUGGAGAAGGAGACCCAGGAGAAGAAGACCAUCCUCCAGGCCUACUACCAGCAGAACAGGGAUGAAGUCCUGGAUAACCUGCUGGCCUUUGUCUGUGACAUCCGGCCAGAAAUCCAUGAAAACUACCGCAUAAAUGGAAAGGGGAGGAAGGAGCAGCUCUGCGUGCAGAUUGGCAUGUUCGAUGCCGUUAUGGAAUACGAAGCUUCAGCAAAGCUUGAGUAGUCACAUCCUUGUGAAAAGGCAUUAAAUUAUUUCUGUAUAUCAUGUAGUAGGUCCCUUCACUUCUUGGAGAAUAGCAAAUCUAGCUGCUUUGUACAAACGUAGAGCUUAUCCAAAGAUUUUCUCCUUUUACCUCAUGUUUCUUAGAAAUUUAAUGUGUAUGCGUUGUCUGUUUUCCUAUGCCUUUUAGCUCAAGCAACAUAUGUAUCAGUACUUUUUCUUUCUUAGAUGUAG